Messenger RNA from Fomitopsis serialis, 1073 nucleotides. RefSeq lists its product as uncharacterized. The record is from RefSeq and is a predicted model, not a curated record. The transcript is spliced from 2 exons. Lineage: Eukaryota; Fungi; Basidiomycota; Agaricomycetes; Polyporales; Fomitopsidaceae. Bases 238 to 921 code for a protein of 227 amino acids.
GAGCUGAAAUGAGUGCCCCUUUCCUGCCUCCGCCAAGUACUCGUUGCUCACUGUCAACGACAAUGGUACCCAUCGCCGGCCAUUAUACGCCCGUUAGGCACCCUUCUUCUAGUAUCUCGUCGCCGCGCUUCCCGUCUACGAGCUCAGCCCCUCAUCUGUCCCAGUGCCCAAGUAUGAAAGACCUCCGACUGGUAGACUGACAGUAUCCUCCGCUCCUUCACCGCAAUCGCCCGCCGCAUGUACACCGCCAAGGAGACCUCGGCAGCGAUCAAGACGCCCAGAGCGGCAGUCCAGAGUCCAAAAAACGCUGCAACGUCGGCGACAACCCUCCUAUCAGCAGCACGAGGUCGUCGAGCUCCCGGGGCGAUGGCGCCGAGGCCAACAGCUCCAUCAGCCAGACGGUCGCCACCCUUCAUCGGCAUGCCCAGCAGCUCCGUGGGGAACAGCCCGAGCACGAUGGACAACAACGGCCACCACCAUCACCCCCAUCGUGUUGAUAAGGACGUCGAGAUGUUCAAUGCCGACGCGAACGCGGAGGCCGAGAGCGAGACUACGCCCCAGAUGCAGCAGCCACGCGGGCGCAACGGCCUCCGACGCGUCGCCCUUGAGCAUCUCGCUCAAGGAGGUCGGCAACCCGAGGGUCAAGCGGAUCGCGCCGCAGUCUGCGCCGCCGGCGUCGACUGCGGAGAGCGCCCCCUUCAAGUCGACGCCUGUGCUGCCCGCCGCUACCUCGAAGACGCACAGCCAGACGUUGCCGGCAAGACAAUCCCUAGCCUCACGGUUGUGUAUACGCCCGCUUCAGCGACUCGGAAUCAGUGUCCGACAAAGACUACACAUUCCUAUUCCCGAAUCAGCCCUCGUAGCAAACGACCUGUGUAUUCGAUAGUCGCAAAUAAGCAUGCCAUCUUGCAAGGGCAAUAGACCGAAUAAGUUCUGCACCUGUACUACGCACUGCGGCGGCGGCAAGCUUCGGGCUGUGCGAACAUGGCGCCUACAUGCACCCUACCGGGAACCGAACGAGACCUCUCAAUACUAGGGUACACGGAGUUUGUCGCAGGGACUACGAAGGACGU